This is a messenger RNA of Grus americana (Whooping crane), 1313 nucleotides long. RefSeq names its product interleukin 1 receptor associated kinase 1 binding protein 1 (gene IRAK1BP1). The record is from RefSeq and is a predicted model, not a curated record. The transcript has 4 exons. Lineage: Eukaryota; Metazoa; Chordata; Aves; Gruiformes; Gruidae. The coding region runs from base 41 to 781 and encodes 246 amino acids. Gene Ontology annotation, biological process: canonical NF-kappaB signal transduction; immune response.
CUGGCGUUGGUUGCUAUGGUGCCGUGAGGGACCCGCCGCGAUGGCGCUGUCUGCGCCGCCCCCCGCCCGCGUCUUCGCCGAGCUCGUCCCGGCCCAGGCUCAGGCCUCGGCCCCGGCGGGAUGCGGCGGCCCCCCGGUGCCGUCCGGACGGGAGGUGCACGUGAGCGGCAGCGCGGAGCUGAGCGCCGCACCGGACCGGGCGCGGGUGUCGCUGCGACUGGGCAGCCGGAAAGAUGCGGCCGGAGCGGCGCGGAGCAGCGUGGCCCGCCGGCUGGAGUACCUCGUCCAGAGCGCCCGCCAGCGCGGCGUCCCGGAAGAAAAUAUGACUGUGACAGAGGAUUUUAGUAGACUAGAAAAUACUUACCAAAUGGAAGCAGAGGUCUGUAUCAUAUUCAGCGAUUUUGGAAAAAUGCAGAAUGUUUGCAAUCUGCUCAUUGAAAAGUUGGGAACCUCUGUUACCAUCGGUCCACCUCAUUUCUACCAUACACCAGAAGCCAUAGACACCCUUCGCCGUCAAGUAUGCGUUGCUGCUGUUGCAAACACACGGCAAAAAGCUCAAGAAGUCUGUCGACUAUUUGGCCAGUCAUUGGGAAAACCUUUAUUAAUAAGAGAAGAAGAAACAAAAGAAUGGGGAGGCCACAUAGACAGUCAGCUAUUGAACUCCCCAGAUUCACUGACUCUGCAGGAAAGAAUCCAGAAUGCUACCGUGUAUGCUUCUUGUAGAGUCUUUGCUGUGUUUGAGAUAAAGGGAAAAGAAAACAGAAGAAACAAGUUGCUCUAGAAGCUUUCAAAUCCUACACGUUUUUUAAUAAAUUUUUUAAUUCUUACUUGAAUGUUUUGGUGUUGUUUUUUACUUUAUUCUUAUGCUAGCAAGUAGAGUUAAAAGGGAGGAUAUUAAGAAUGCGAUUUAUGUACUGAGCCAAAGUAGAUGAUUUUCUUAACAUGUCUAUCCAGGUGUAAAAAAUUAGAUUUACCAGAGUUUUAUGUCACUCAAAACUCUUCCUUUGCACGUAUCAUUUGAAAGCAGCACAAUGCAUGCUGUUACAGAGAGAGCAGUCAAACUAUUGCAGGAUCUACUUACUACGGUUCUCCCCAGAAAUGUUUCAGUUCCGGUUGCUUUUAUUUAACUCUAUCUCCUAAAAGUAAGGUUACGAUUAAUUCUGAAAGUACAGUUCUUUGCUGUUUAGUUUCUUCCUCUGCCCCCUGUAGAAGGGCAAGAUUUUCAUGUCCAAAACCUUUGGUACUCCUCGCUGAAACUUGACUAUAUUUAAACAUUUCCUCCCCAAUUUGGAAGGAAAUUAAUCCCCAGCUGG